Messenger RNA from Uranotaenia lowii, 1803 nucleotides. RefSeq lists its product as uncharacterized. The transcript is spliced from 2 exons. Bases 1 to 1803 code for a protein of 600 amino acids. The record is from RefSeq and is a predicted model, not a curated record. Lineage: Eukaryota; Metazoa; Arthropoda; Insecta; Diptera; Culicidae.
AUGUGGCAUCAACUAUGCACCAAUUGUCUGGGGCAACACACAAAUGAACCAUGCAAAUCAGGCAAUAGCAGGCAAUGCAAUCAACCUCACCACACACGCCUACAUGAUGCCCUACAACCACCAACUGUGCACGACGUUAUAUCUACAACAGUGAACACAAAGAAUGUAACUCAAACCCUCAUCUGGUCACUGAAUUUAGCUACAGAUUUGGCGGACACCAACGUUCUUUUACUCACUGUAACUAUCAGCGUGCUGGAUAAAUUCGGCAGACUACAUGCAUGUCGGGCUGUUCUCGAUUGUGCCUCACAUACCAGCUACAUCACUCGAGAAUUCUGCCAACAACUUCGCCUACCAACAGUACCGGUGGACUUCGAGUUUGGCGGCAUCUCAGGGGCAUCCGGACUCGCAACUGAAGGAGCUCUCAUCACAUUCGGCUCACGAUGCUCCGACUACCAAAACACCGUUUCCUGUGUUGUGCUGGACCGAAUAACUUCUGAACUACCUCUGAAGCCGGUUAACAUUACAGGCUGGCCUAUUCCACGCUCAAUUGUCAUGGCAGAUCCCCAGUUCCAUCACCCUGGUAAAAUCAGCAUGCUGCUCGGCAAUAAAAUAUUCUCUCAACUUCUCGAGCCUGGUAGUAUCAACCUCAGCUCCGAUGGCAGCCUACCGAUUCUUCUAAACACCAAACUUGGUUGGGUGGUCUCCGGUGGCUACAAAAACGACGUCCAAUCGAUCCCAUCCCCUCCUACACCAUCGUGCCUCUUAACCAUUACGGAUGAGACCCUUUCCACGCAGCUGCAACGGUUUUGGGAAAUUGAGGAAUAUCAACCGCCGAAAACACACUUGAGCAAUACAGAGGUUCAGUGUGAAAAGCAUUUCUCUCAACACACAACUCAUGAUGAAUUCGGUCGUUUCACUGUUCGUUUUCCAUUUAUUGAAAGGCCUGACCAGCUGGGAGAAUCCCGUGAGAUCGCAGCUAAUAGAUUUGCCCACUUAGAACGAAAACUCGAGAAGAAUCCCAUACUCCAAACUCAGUAUCACCAAUUCAUUCGAGAGUACAUCGACAUGGGUCAUAUGUCUCUCGCAUCAAAUGCGCCUCCCAAAACAGCUGUUUUUCUGCCUCAUCAUUGUGUUGUGAAGGCGGAUAGUAGCACCACAAAAUGCCGAGUGAUUUUCGAUGCGUCAGCAAAAACAAACAACAGGAAGUCCCUCAACGAUAUUUUGCUGGCGAGACCUGUAUUGCAAACUGCGCUCAUCAACAUUUCACUUCGGUUCAGAUUCCCCGCAGUUGUUGUUGCAGGGGACCUUCAAAAAAUGUAUCGGAUGGUUCAACUGUAUGAUGAUCAACGAGAUUUACAGCGAAUUUUAUGGCGUUGGUCUAGAUCAGAAACCUUAGCUGAGUACCGAUUGAAUACGGUAACAUACGGCACCAAAAGUGCAUCAUAUUUAGCUACCAAAUGCAUGCAACAAGUGCUUUUGGCAAACCAACAAAAAUAUCCCACUGCCGUGGAAAGGGCCCUUCAAGGAAUGUACGUCGACGACGUCUUGACCGGGACUGACUCUGAGGAAGAUGCUAAACUACUUCGCGAGCAGCUUGUCGAGAUUUUCGCUUCUGGCGGUUUUCAUCUUCGAAAAUUGGCAUCUAAUAGUACCGUCGCUCUUCAAGGAGUUCCCGAAAGUGAUCUCGAAAUCAAAGUUCCUCUUGAAAUCGACCCAACGAAUAUUAUCAAGGCUCUCGGAAUCCACUGGCAGCCGUGCAGCGACAUGUUCCAGUUCACGUAUCACCAAUCUAAGAUCCUUUAG